AUGAAGCUUAACCCCGAGAAAUGUGCAUUCAGAGUAAGCUCCGGUAAAUUUUUGGGAUUCCUGAUGUCGCAAAAGGGGAACGAAGUUAACCCCGAUAAAAUUAAAGCCAUCAAAGAUAUCCCUGAUCAACUAUCAAGCGUGAAAGAGAUUCAAAGGUUGAUAGGAAGACUGGCUGCUUUAAGCAGAUUCAUUUCCCAGUAUUCGAAAAAAUGCCAUCACUUCUCACUCCUCAAAAAGAAGAACAACUUCGAAUGGUCUCCAGAAUGUCAGCAAGAUUUGAAGGAUUUGAAAAUGUAUUUGUCAAGUCCUCCACUACUGUCAAAAUCAGAGGAAGGCAAACAACUGCCGAUCUACUUAGUGGUCUCGAAUAGCGCCUGGGACUGUUGCCUUUGGUACCAAAGCAGCAGGAAUGGUGUCAGAGCCAACAUCAAGAGUUUUGAGGUUGUUCAUGAACGGGGUUUCCAAUAUGAACGGGUCCGGGCUCAUCUUAGUGCUGGUCACGCCCUCGGUGGAAACCCUAAAGCAGGCUAUAAGAACCGUUCCUCUCACUAA
Nicotiana tabacum (common tobacco) is the source of this 552-nucleotide messenger RNA. Lineage: Eukaryota; Viridiplantae; Streptophyta; Magnoliopsida; Solanales; Solanaceae. The record is from RefSeq and is a predicted model, not a curated record.